ACCGUCCCGUAUACUUUCUUUCGACCUUGGUUUAUAUCGCUAUCCUUAUUUUUACCAUCGCUCACAGCAUUCCGAGCGGUGCACAUCCAUACCCUCAACGUCGCAAGGAAUCAAGGAAGCACAGGGAGAAAAAAAAAAACUCUUACUUCGCAGACCGCUCCCAUCAUGGAUUCCGGUCAACAGGGCUCGAAUAGCUCGAGCGACUUUGUUCGCAAAUUGUACAAAAUGCUCGAAACCCCGAGUGACGAAAGCGUUGUACGGUGGGGCAACGACGGCGAUAGUUUUGUAGUCCUCGAGAACGAAAAAUUCACGAAACACAUUUUGCCAAAGCACUUCAAGCACAGCAACUUUGCCAGUUUUGUUCGACAGCUCAACAAGUAUGAUUUUCACAAAGUGCGCCAUAACAACGAGGAAAACGGCCAGUCGCCGUAUGGUCCUGGUGCCUGGGAAUUCAAACACCCGGAUUUCAAGAUGAAUAACAAGGAUGCGUUGGACAAUAUUCGCCGCAAAGCCCCUGCUCCGCGCAAGACAAACACCACCGCGGAGGAGAUGAUCAUACCCGCGCAACAAAUGGACAUGAUGAGCAACCAGUUGGUCGCAACUCAGGCCCAACUACAUGCCCUUGAAAGCCGCUACAAUGAACUUAGUAUUCAUCAUAGUAUGUUGCUGCAAGAGGUCAUUGGCUUACAGAAGACGGUUGUGAAUCACGAACACGUCAUGCAGAAUGUCAUGACCUUUUUGCACAACAUAGAUGCUCAGCGGCGACGAGACAGUAGGAUGGGAAAUCCUUUCUCACAAAACGGGGUCCAGGCUCAGAAUGGUGCCGUGGAGAUCCAGAGCCAAGCCCAAGAGGAUGACAUCCCUGCCUCACCGCUUCAGCACGCUGCAAAACUGCUGAGCGAAACCAAUGCAGAUGUAAUGCUGAACCCACGCAAUCUGGAGCACAUGAACGAAAUGUCAAUACGUAUGAACGGAACUCUGACAACCCCCCCUCCGGAUUUUAUUCGCAGCGCCCGACCGGCAAGCCGUGGACCCCCUUCUGCAGGAAGCUCCGUCAACUCUAUGCGGAUUGGUGAUCUUGACAACCUCGUAUACCCUGUGGGUCAGACAAACGGAAUAGACCCAACAUUUAGCGAACAUAUCAACAAUAUUCCUUACUCGAUGCCACCCAAACCAGCCGAACCCGCGGAUACACGAUUUCAAGAGCCCCGUAAAAAAAGUGCACAGGUUGAUCCUGGAUGGGUACGGCAACCACAGAUUCUACUCGUUGAGGACGACCCUACUUGCCGUAGAAUCGGCAGCAAAUUUCUGCAUGCGUUCCAUUGCACUAUUGACAGCGCACUGGAUGGCCUCGAAGCUGUGAACAGAAUGCAGACAGGCAAAAAAUACGAUCUGAUCCUCAUGGAUAUUAUCAUGCCAAACCUAGACGGUGUAUCCACCACCCAUUUGAUCCGCCAAUUUGACUCCACCCCCAUUAUCGCCAUGACCUCGAACAUAAGAAGCGAUGAUAUCUCCAUGUACUUUCAACACGGAAUGAACGAUGUUUUGCCUAAGCCGUUUACAAAGGAAGGUCUAUUACAGAUGCUCGAAAAGCAUCUCGCGCAUCUCAAAAAGACUUCGACGCAUUUGCAGCCGGAUGGCUUGGUUGCUCCUCAACCAUUGGCUACUGCAAGACAAAUAUUGAAGGAAGAAGACUCACCUGCCAAAUCGCCUGCUACCACGUGGGGGAACUCACCGAAUCAGAUUACUGGCGUCUCCCCAGUAGCAAACAAUGUCACGGACGAAUACAUGCAUGCGGUGCAUGCAAACGCCGCAAAUUAUGCACCACCAGGGCAAAUGCCAGGAAAUAUGUAUAAUGCAUCGCCUCAAAUGGCAAUGCAAUCGGCUCAAGCUCGACAGCAUGCAGGCCAUCGACGACAAAUCUCAGAUAUCUCGGGGGGAGAUGAUAUGAACAAUCCAGCAAAGCGACAACAGGCUAUGUAUGGAAACGGCGUAAUGCCACCACAACCCAUGAACCCUAUGCAACGGCCUCGUUGA
Periconia digitata is the source of this 2037-nucleotide messenger RNA. The record is from the annotation of a GenBank genome assembly. Lineage: Eukaryota; Fungi; Ascomycota; Dothideomycetes; Pleosporales; Periconiaceae.